Hyla sarda is the source of this 1666-nucleotide messenger RNA. It is a transcript of the gene TGFB1I1, whose product is annotated as transforming growth factor beta 1 induced transcript 1. Gene Ontology annotation, biological process: positive regulation of integrin-mediated signaling pathway; cell-cell adhesion; cell-cell junction organization. Gene Ontology annotation, cellular component: cell-cell junction; cytoplasm; focal adhesion. Bases 136 to 1659 code for a protein of 507 amino acids. The transcript is spliced from 11 exons. The record is from RefSeq and is a predicted model, not a curated record. NCBI's taxonomy places the organism in Eukaryota, Metazoa, Chordata, Amphibia, Anura, Hylidae.
CUGAGACCCUCCCCGUCCUCUCUCCAUCCUCAUUCCUGCUCUUACGCUCACAUUCUCCUCCACAGUCCUGACCCCAAGCUUUGGCUCUGUCAGCCAUCAUCAUUGCUCUGUGUUUUGUAGAGGUGUUUGGAAGUGAUGGAGGAUCUAGAUGCCUUACUUGCAGACCUGCAGGUCACAUCUCCACCUCGAUGUCCAGUCUUGUUAACUGAUUGUGAUGAAAGCUCUGAGAGGUGUGAACAGCGGCCUCCACCGCCACCCUAUGAUCCUAAGGCGAGAUGCGAUAAUAUUGCAUCCACUGUACCCGGAGUGACGUGUCCUUCAUUUUCUCUGCAUUUUCCUCAAAAGGCCUUGACCUUCACCAGCACUGACCUGGAGAACGACCCCACAGACAGAAGCCAUCUUUACAGCACAGUAAAAAAGUGUGGCCUCCCCUCAGUAUCGGCGAGUGUAGGGGGUGGCUUGUGUGAGCUGGAUCGUCUACUCAAUGAGCUUAAUGCUACUCAGUUUAAUAUUACAGAUGAGAUCAUGUCCCAGUUUCCACCAAGAGAGAAAAGCGGAACAGAAAUACCAGAUGAGCGGAGGGCUUUGUCGGCAUCCUCGGCCACCCUGGAGUUGGACAAACUGAUGGCAUCGCUUUCUGAUUUUCACAAACAAAACACGAUGUCUGUGACGCAGCAGCCUGAUGCCACCAGUUCUAGAAGCUCGGGAUUGCAUUCUGGCCCUGUAGAAACCAAAAUCAAUGAGACUAAUCCUGGAGACCCAGAGGUGCAGAGUUCUGAAGGGUCAAGUUCUGAAGUAACACAAGAUGGUUCUGCUGCACAGAAGAGACUUCCAGAAGAAAUGCUCCCCACUAAAUGUACAGAACCUGAUGGUAAAAGUGACCUGGACUCUAUGAUGGUAAAACUUCAGUCUGGUCUCAAACAGCAAGGAAUAGAAACACUCCCCAAAGGCCUGUGUGAAAGCUGCCAGAGACCGAUAGCAGGACAGGUGGUGACUGCAUUAGGACAUGCUUGGCAUCCUGAACACUUUGUUUGUGCCCACUGUAAGUCACUCAUUGGAACUACAAAUUUUUUUGAGAAAGAUGGACGUCCAUAUUGUGAAAGGGAUUAUUUUACACUAUAUGCCCCACGCUGUGCACUGUGUGACCUACCCAUCUUACAGAAUUUAGUCACAGCUCUUGGACAGACCUGGCAUCCAGAGCAUUUUUGUUGCAAAAUCUGCAGAAAACCAAUUGGAGAAGAAGGAUUCCACGAGAAGGACAGUGAUCCCUAUUGCUCAUAUGAUUAUUAUCGUCUGUUUGGAACAGUUUGUGCCGGUUGUUCUGAACCUGUGAAGGAAAGUUACAUAUCAGCGCUAAAUGGAUUAUGGCAUCCUCAAUGUUUUGUGUGUCACGUGUGUCACACCCCAUUCCUUAAUGGAAGUUUCUUUGAGAAUGAUGGCCUUCCGCUGUGCGAGACCCAUUACCACUCGUGUCGUGGCUCACUCUGCGCUGGGUGCGAUAAGCCUAUAACUGGGCGAUGUGUGACCGCAAUGGGACGCAAGUUUCAUCCACAGCAUUUGAGUUGCACUUUUUGCUUACGGCAACUUAACAAAGGCACCUUCCGAGAACAGGAAGGCAAACCGUAUUGUCAGGCAUGUUUCGCCCGCUUGUAUGGAUAAAUAUUUA